Arvicanthis niloticus (Nile rat) is the source of this 596-nucleotide messenger RNA. NCBI's taxonomy places the organism in Eukaryota, Metazoa, Chordata, Mammalia, Rodentia, Muridae. The record is from RefSeq and is a predicted model, not a curated record.
GGAGCAGGGAGGCCGGUCCGCUGGCAGGCGCAGGCUGGGGCUCGAGGCUGAGGUCCGCUCCUCGUCCCAGUCCCGUGAUUUUCUCCCGGGGAUCCCCCUUGGGCGAGCGUCUCCCGGGGCUCGGCGGCUCCCAACUUUUGCCCUCGGCUAUGGCAGCCCGCGCCGGGGAGAGGCUCCGGGUGUCAGGUACGAGCCUCACAGGAAACCGGACAUCCGAACUGCCCUCGGUGGCGGCCGGCGAGGUGAAGCGAGGGCGCCCGGGGGCCGGCUCCGCCGAUCGCGGUUUUGUUUUGGGCGUUUUGCAAAGAAGGGGGGGUGGGGUGGUUAAGCCCAAGUCACCCCGCGAUGUUCCACUAGUCCCGAGGAGCCCUCGGGUCGCCUCGUCCCCCUCCUCCCUCCCCUCGUCCGAAGUGAAAGGAGCCGGGCCGCGGGAGCCGCUGGAGGAGGCGGUGGUGGCGGCGGAGCCGGGGGGCGGGAGGAGGGCGGCGGGGCGCCCGGCGGCGGCGAGGCCCGCGAGCUCCCGGGCGCUCGAGCCUCCUGCGCGCGCGGGGCCGAGCGGUGGCGGUGGCGGCGGCGGGCGCAGGGGCAGGGCAUGA